Myxocyprinus asiaticus (Chinese sucker) is the source of this 1714-nucleotide messenger RNA. Its product is annotated as guanine nucleotide-binding protein subunit alpha-12-like. Lineage: Eukaryota; Metazoa; Chordata; Actinopteri; Cypriniformes; Catostomidae. Gene Ontology annotation, biological process: adenylate cyclase-modulating G protein-coupled receptor signaling pathway; Rho protein signal transduction. Gene Ontology annotation, molecular function: GTPase activity; guanyl nucleotide binding; G-protein beta/gamma-subunit complex binding. The record is from RefSeq and is a predicted model, not a curated record. Gene Ontology annotation, cellular component: heterotrimeric G-protein complex; brush border membrane. Bases 1 to 933 code for a protein of 310 amino acids. The transcript is spliced from 4 exons.
AUGGCAACUUUUUCAGCUACUGAACCAGAUAAGCCUACAACUUCUACAGACUCUUUAGCCACAGAUCCAGCUUACUGGUGUAAAAUUGAUGAGACUGGUGAGAACGGCAAAUCUGCUUUCCUCCGACAAGAGAGCCUUAUUAACGGAGAAGAGUUCAGCCAUAAAGAGAUGCUUGAAUCCAGAGAAGCAGUUUACGAAAACAUAAUACAGCCAUCUUUCACAUCAUCUGUAGCCUAUUUAAAAUGUAGUACAGGCUAUUUUAAUACAUCACCAUGCACAUUUCAACUCUACUCUAGUGCUAUUGUCUCUCUCUGGAAAGAUUCUGGGAUUCAAGAAACAUAUCAAAGGAGAAGUGAAUUUCAGUUGAUAAGUUAUAUACCGAGCAAUCAGGACAUUCUUUAUGCACACAAAUCAAUGAAAGCCACUGCAGAGCAUUAUUUUAUGUUCCGCAAUAUCUCCUUUAUGAUAACCAAUGUGGGUGGCUUGUGCUUUCAGAAGCCAAGAUUGUUCCAUUACUUUGAUAACAUAAAUGUUAUCCUCUUCAUGGCAUCCUCUAGUGAGUUUGAUCAAAUACGAAUGGAGGACAACUGUACCAACUGCCUUGUUAAGUCCUUGAACAUGUUUGAGACCAUCAUCAACAACUUCCUCAAAACCUCCAUUAUCCACUUUCUCAACGAAACAGACCUGCUGGAAGAAAAAGUGUGCAAGGUGGAUAUCCGGCAAAAUUUUCCUGAAUUUCAAGGUGACCCCCCCCGCAGGAUGGAGGAUGUGCAGGCUUUCUUAGUCCAAUGCUUCAGAUGGAGAAGGAACCACAGCCAGCUGCUUUUCUAUCACUUUACGACUACUGUGAACACCGAGAACAUUCGGUUUUUGUUCCAUGAUGUUAACGAAACAAUAAUAAUAGACAAUAAUAGAACCUCAAAAACCUCAUAAUUCAGUGAAAAGCAUUGUUACUAUAAAUCUCACUUUCACAUUCUUUUUCUUUUGUUUUUGGCGAUUCGCAUUCUUCGUGUAUUUCGCCACCUACUGGGCAGGGAGGAGAAUUUAUAUUAAAAAAGGACUUAAAUACUGAUCAGUUUCUCACCCACACCUAUCAUAUCGCUUCUGAAGAUAUGGAUUUAACCACUGGAGUCCUAUGGAUUACUUCUAUAGUGCCUUUAUGUGCUUUUUGUAGCUUCAAAAGUUUGGUACCCAUUCACUUGCAUUGUGUGGACCUCCAGAGCUGACAUAUUCUUCUAAAAAUCUUCAUUUGUGUUCUGCUGAAGAAAGAAAGUCACACACAUCUGGGAUGGCAUGAGGUCGAAUAAAUGAUGAGAGAAUUUUAAUUUUUCGGUGAACUAUCCAUUUAACAAAUGGAACCUUAUUGUAAAGUGUUACAGAAUUAUGUCAGAUUACAGAAUUAAAACGACGUUUCAUUUCGACAUUACUUAUUUGAACAAGUUCCAAGUUGUUGAGUCUUUUCAUGCCAUAAAGAGUGAAACAACCAGUCAAAAUAAAGCAAACAUUUUUAGUAAAAUGGCAGAAUAGUGAUUACGAUAAUUACUGUAUAUUGAUGAGCUUUUGUGCCUCAGCACUGUUAUGGUCUUGUAUUGGUCAUUAAAUGGCCAUAAUAAUCAUACUAAAAUGGUGAAAACUCAUACAAUGAAAUAUUGUUGCUUUUCUGUAGCUCCCUCUGACUACAGAAAUAUGUUUUGUUUUAAGAAUAAAUUGUGCA